Molecule: messenger RNA, 2061 nt
Organism: Gadus macrocephalus (Pacific cod)
Lineage: Eukaryota; Metazoa; Chordata; Actinopteri; Gadiformes; Gadidae
Gene: hmg20b
Product: high mobility group 20B
Exons: 9
Coding region: 289-1170 (293 amino acids)
Biological process (GO): regulation of gene expression
Cellular component (GO): nucleus
Source: RefSeq, a predicted model, not a curated record
GAAAACGCAAUACAGAUGGAAAACAAUUAUCACACUACAGAUAUACAUUGUGGUUUGUGCAUUUUCCCUCUGUGGGAAGAAACAUCGAUUACCAUUUUACCUAUUGUGCAUAUUAUACGUGCCAUGCGAACAGCGUAGUAUGAGCCAACCAACCGGCUAGGCUCGUUUGGUUAGCCUCCCAUCAUGAAGUUGCUAUCAAGUCUUUAAUUAUAAGAAAAUAUCCCGCUGUUAAGUUAUCAAAGCAACGCACACACGGGCGGUCUUAAAAGAUGACUGUUCUAACAUGAUAUGGGCGGCGUGAAACAGGAACAGGGCGAAGGAACGCAGGCGAAGGGGCCAAACCCGUCUGAUCCAGUCCAUGAUGAGCCAAGAAAGAGGGGCUGGCCCAAAGGAAAGAAAAGGAAGAAGGUUCUUCCUAACGGGCCCAAAGCACCGGUAACCGGUUAUGUCCGGUUCCUUAAUGAACGCCGAGAGCAGAUGCGGGCCCAAUACCCUGAUUUGCCUUUCCCAGAAAUCACCAAGAGGCUUGGGGCAGAGUGGAGUCGGUUGGUCCCUAACGACAAGCAGCGCUAUCUUGACGAGGCGGAGCGGGAGAAGGUUCAAUACGCCAGAGACCUGAAGGAGUAUCAGCAGACUGAGGCGUACCAGAUCACCAGUGCUAAGAUCCAGGACAAGAAGGUCAAGAAAGAGGACCCGCCCUCUGUGAUCAUCAACACAAGCUCAGGAUCCGGGAUACAAAGGGCGCCUGACCUGUGCCCCCGGUUUGAUAUCCCUAUUUUCACAGAAGAGUUUCUGGACCAGAAUAAAGCGCGCGAGGCCGAGCUGCGGCGGCUGCGGAAGGCCAACGUGGAGUUUGAGGAGCAGAACGCCGUGCUGCAGCGACACAUCAAGGACAUGUGCAGCGCCAAGGACCGGCUGGAGGCGGAGCUGGGCCAGGACGAGCUGCGCACCCAGGCCCUCCACAAGCACCUGCUGGCCAUCAAGCACACGCUGGUCAGCAGCCUCUCCUCGGUCGCCCUGCCAGGCACCGGUGAGACCCCCUCCAUGGGCUCCCUGGACUCCUACCUGAGCCGUCUGAGUGGGGUGCUGGAGAGCAACCCCGUGAAGCACCGCACCCUGCUCAACCAGGUGCGGGAAGUCUUGUCUCACCUGGACAGUGAGAAACUAUGAAGAGGGCAGCGCCACAAUGUCCCCGUACGAGUCCGUGGAGAAGGGAGCGGAGGCAGUAGCAGCCAGACGGUGGGGUCGGGCCAGCCUGGAGCCGUCCGGAGGAACAUUGUGGCUUACCACGGCAGGGACAAUAAAGGAACGUUUUUAAGCACAAGUGCUGCACACAAGGCAUCAGCGCGCCUCCACGGCAUGUGACACGCAUACGUGGAACGCGAACACCGUGACCAGCGUUGUUUGUCAGUGUACGUGGCCGCUGUGUCUGUGGGGAAGCAUGCACAGUUCAGUUCACAGAGGAGAGGUGGUUUGGUAGGACCUGUGAUGAGCUGCUAUUCAUAAAAGCGCUAAAUGUAAAAAAAAAAAAAAAAAAAAACACGAUCGAUUUUAUUAUUUCUUCAAUUGCUCUGCUUGUGGUAUUAGGUGUUAGCAGUGAACCUAUCUUCAUAGUCUGUGCACAGCACAGCCUGUUCAAUACAGGCCCAGCCCUUGUAAUCACUUUAGAGAACUAAUGUGUAGUUGGCAUACGUCCCCGAGGCCUGUACCUCAAAGCAAUAUAAAGCGGUCAGCUGUGUCACGUCGAAAUGAUUCCCCCCCCCCCCCCCCCUUUUACCUGAUGAAGAGCACCUGCAGCAUACAUUGGAACAAAUGACUGGCUGAAUGCUCCUUAUUUAGUGCUUAACCCGGAGGGUGAGUUGUUGAAUGACCAAAUAUUGUUCUUAUAUUCCUGUGAGAUGGUGGACAUUAAAGUGGUAGGUUGUUGGCGUCAUGCAUGAGAUCCUGCGGGACUCUUAUGAAUUUAUAUUUGUCAAGAUUAUUUGUAUCAUCUGUCAACCUAUUCAGUUAAUUCAUUGCCUCUAUUUGUAAUAAAAUAACAGUUAUUUUUUUUCUGUGCAA